This is a messenger RNA of Phialemonium atrogriseum, 1203 nucleotides long. RefSeq lists its product as uncharacterized. Lineage: Eukaryota; Fungi; Ascomycota; Sordariomycetes; Cephalothecales; Cephalothecaceae. The record is from RefSeq and is a predicted model, not a curated record. Bases 1 to 1203 code for a protein of 400 amino acids. The transcript has 5 exons.
AUGUCGGACAACCCAGACAUGGCCCAAAGUUUUGCUCAGGGCAAUGUUGGAAACGUAUGGGACCUGACAGGCCAGAAUGACGUGCCUGACAUGGACGAUAACUCCCCUGCCCCUGACCAUAUGACGAAUUUCAUUUCGAACUUCAUCCCUAUACCUCGCGGAGUACACUCUGGCUUGACCGUCAAGCAAGCACGCAUCGUCAUCAAGGCGUUGACUCAAAGCGUCCUGGAUCGCAGCAAGGCCGUUCUACUGAGACUGAAGCCCGACAUUGAUGAACUCAACGAGGACCUAUCUCGCAUCAAGACCUGGAAGAGCAUGCUGAACGGUCAGCUACCCGAGAAAAUUCGGCUUGCUUUGGAGGGUAAUGCACGAGAGGGUGACAUGAAGUCUGUCUCGGAGUGCCUCCAGAGAGACUCAUUCAUGGCGCUUGAGAGAUCCAACAAGAUUCUCCGAGUUCUUAGUAUUGAGAAGAAUCAUGCUACUGCUCAUGCGAAGGCAAUGGAUGAGAUGGAGAAUUGUGUCAAGGGGAAUAUGGAAGAAGUCCAACAAAUCUUGGGCCAUGUUCUUUCGGCUCUCCAUCUGAAACUGCCCCCUGGAGCGGAAUAUGGGUUGGUACCCCAUAAGGACGUGAAAAUCUAUGAGGGUACACCGCUGCUGUUCUAUCCGAAGGCGCCCGAGGGAGAUGAAAAUGAUGAUGUCCAGGGGCAGUGGUUCGUUGCGGAGUAUGAUCAUCCUAUGGUCACAGUUCCAGGGACUGCUUGGAACAAAUGGAUUCGAAACUGGGCUGAUCCGGACUCGGAUGCCAUUACUAUCAAGCUACCACCCGUUGCACGCGCAUUUUUGGCCGAGAUCCGGGGAGAGUACAACAAAGCACUUGUUCAGUUCCUACGGAGCGAACCUGUUCGGAGCGGAGUGGUGCAGCUCAAGCCUACUGUGUUCAAAGAGAUCCAGAGUUAUCAAUUCCUGAAGAAGAUCUGCAACUUCAGAGGACGAAUCUCCCAUCAUUUUGUCUCGGAGGAGAAUGAUUCCCAUGGAGAUGAUCGCUUCAGCGAACUUCCAACGUAUGACCCAAGGGGUGAGCUCCAGAUCGAGGUCAUGAACAAUAUUGCUAGCAUGAUCCGAGGUGGAGCGCGAGCGGUGCUAGGAAUGAAUGGAUCGACCAUGACGAUCAAAGUGGUCGAGUUUUCGGAGAGAAUGGGGUGA